AGUGUGCGGGUGAGCGGCGUUGGCCGGCCGGGAGCGGGCGCGGCCCGGCGGCCUCAGCAUGGAGGACGGCUUCUCGAGCUACAGCAGCCUGUACGACACGUCCUCGCUGCUCCAGUUUUGCAACGAUGACAGCGCGUCGGCAGCCAGCAGCAUGGAGGUGACAGACCGCAUCGCCUCCCUGGAGCAGCGCGUGCAGAUGCAGGAAGAUGACAUCCAGCUGCUCAAGUCGGCUCUGGCCGACGUGGUGCGGCGGCUGAACAUCACAGAGGAGCAGCAGGCCGUGCUGAACCGCAAAGGACCGACCAAAGCCAGACCGCUGGUGCAGACCCUGCCUCUCAGAACCACCAUCAACAAUGGUGCUGUGCUACCAAAGAAACCAAGUGGCUCCCUGCCGUCACCCUCGGGCGCCAGGAAGGACCCCGCUGUGCCAGCAACCAAAAGCACCAUCAAGAGGACUAGCUCCUCCGAGCGCGUGUCUCCGGGCGGCCGGCGGGAGAGCUACGGGGAUUCCAGAGGCAACCGGAAUCGCACGGGUUCCACCAGCAGCUCCUCCAGCGGCAAGAAGAACAGUGAAAGCAAACCCAAGGAGCCCGUGUUCAGUGCAGAGGAAGGAUACGUAAAGAUGUUUCUUCGCGGGCGCCCGGUGACCAUGUACAUGCCCAAAGAGCAAGUGGACUCCUACAGUUUGGAAGCCAAAGUGGAACUGCCGGCCAAGAGACUCAAGCUGGAGUGGGUCUACGGGUACCGAGGUCGAGACUGUCGGAAUAACCUCUACCUGCUGCCGACGGGGGAGACUGUGUACUUCAUCGCAUCUGUGGUGGUGCUGUACAACGUGGAGGAGCAGCUGCAGAGGCACUACGCUGGCCACAACGAUGAUGUGAAGUGCCUCGCAGUUCAUCCCGAUAGGAUCACGAUAGCCACGGGUCAAGUCGCGGGCACGUCUAAGGACGGAAAGCAGCUGCCGCCACACGUGCGCAUCUGGGACUCUGUGACGUUGAACACUCUGCACGUCAUUGGAGUUGGCUUCUUUGACCGUGCUGUCACCUGCAUCGCGUUCUCCAAGUCCAACGGAGGAGGCCAUCUCUGUGCGGUGGAUGACUCCAACGACCACGUGCUGUCCGUGUGGGACUGGCAGAAGGAGGAGAGGCUAGCCGACGUGAAGUGCUCCAACGAGGCCGUGUUCGCCGCGGAUUUCCACCCCACUGACACCAACGUCAUUGUUACCUGUGGGAAGUCGCACCUCUACUUUUGGACUCUCGAGGGUGGCUCCCUCAUUAAGAAGCAGGGGUUGUUUGAGAAACAAGAAAAGCCAAAGUUUGUCCUCUGUGUGACGUUUUCUGAAAAUGGUGACACCAUCACUGGAGAUUCGAGCGGCAACAUCCUAGUGUGGGGAAAAGGUACCAACCGGAUAAGCUACGCAGUUCAGGGUGCCCACGAAGGCGGCAUUUUUGCACUCUGUAUGCUAAGAGAUGGCACCCUGGUGUCUGGAGGAGGCAAAGACCGGAAGCUCAUUUCUUGGAAUGCAAACUAUCAGAAACUUCACAAAACAGAGAUUCCAGAACAGUUUGGCCCGAUACGGACAGUGGCCAAGGGAAAGGGGGACAUUAUCCUGAUAGGCACAACUAGGAACUUCGUGCUCCAGGGCACACUGGCUGGGGAUUUUGCACCCAUCACUCAGGGCCACACAGAUGAGCUGUGGGGACUGGCCAUCCAUGCAUCCAAGCCUCAGUUCUUGACCUGUGGGCACGACAAGCAUGCCAUUCUCUGGGACGCUAUUGGUCACCGGCCUGUGUGGGACAAGACCAUAGAGGAUCCAGCUCAGUCUUCUGGUUUUCAUCCUUCAGGGUCUGUGGUUGCCGUUGGAACGCUGACUGGGAGGUGGUUUGUGCUUGAUACAGAAACCAAGGACCUGGUGACCGUGCACACGGAUGGGAACGAGCAGCUGUCUGUCAUGCGUUACUCACCAGACGGAAACUUCCUGGCCAUCGGCUCCCACGACAACUGCAUCUACAUCUACGGAGUGAGCGACAACGGCCGGAAGUACACCCGUCUCGGCAAGUGCUCGGGUCACUCCAGCUUCAUCACGCACCUGGACUGGUCAGUCAACUCCCAGUUCCUUGUGUCCAACUCCGGAGACUAUGAAAUCCUCUACUGGGUCCCCUCUGCUUGCAAGCAAGUCGUCAGUGUGGAGACCACGAGGGACAUCGAGUGGGCCACGUAUACCUGCACCCUGGGCUUCCACGUGUUCGGAGUGUGGCCAGAAGGCUCAGAUGGAACCGACAUCAACGCCGUCUGCCGGGCACGCGAGAAAAACCUGCUGGCAACGGGCGAUGACUUUGGCAAAGUGCAUCUCUUCUCCUACCCCUGCUCACAGUUCAGGGCUCCAAGCCACAUAUACAGCGGGCACAGCAGCCAUGUCACCAACGUGGAUUUCCUCUGCGAAGACAGCCACCUCAUCUCCACGGGUGGAAAGGACACGAGCAUCAUGCAGUGGCGGGUCAUCUAG
This is a messenger RNA of Ochotona curzoniae (black-lipped pika), 2506 nucleotides long. It is a transcript of the gene EML1, whose product is annotated as EMAP like 1. Gene Ontology annotation, biological process: microtubule cytoskeleton organization. Gene Ontology annotation, cellular component: mitotic spindle. The transcript is spliced from 22 exons. The record is from RefSeq and is a predicted model, not a curated record. Bases 59 to 2506 code for a protein of 815 amino acids. Lineage: Eukaryota; Metazoa; Chordata; Mammalia; Lagomorpha; Ochotonidae. Gene Ontology annotation, molecular function: microtubule binding.